Periophthalmus magnuspinnatus is the source of this 3732-nucleotide messenger RNA. Its product is annotated as polyamine-transporting ATPase 13A3-like. The coding region runs from base 16 to 3696 and encodes 1226 amino acids. The record is from RefSeq and is a predicted model, not a curated record. Gene Ontology annotation, cellular component: late endosome membrane. Lineage: Eukaryota; Metazoa; Chordata; Actinopteri; Gobiiformes; Gobiidae. Gene Ontology annotation, molecular function: ATP binding; polyamine transmembrane transporter activity; P-type ion transporter activity. Gene Ontology annotation, biological process: polyamine transmembrane transport; intracellular calcium ion homeostasis. The transcript has 31 exons.
ACCUUCUUCUGCAGGAUGAAGACAGGAGACCUGAAGAUCAUCAACCAGGGCCAGGAUGAUGAGCUGGAGGUGUGGGGGUACCGGCCCUGUGCCUGGAGGCUGGUGCUGGUCUCCGUGGGGGUGGUCUGCUCCGGUGGUCUGCUCCUGCUGCUGCUGUACUGGUUGCCUCAGUGGAGUGUGAGGAGCACCAGCUCCAUCUGCAGUCUGAGGGAGGCCCACACUGUGCUGCUACGGUCCAGGGAUGAGUUCAGGCAGUGGUUCCGGGCCAGAGUCCACACUUUAUCUGCUCCCGGUUACAGGCCUUUCGAAAACCUGGAGCUGCAGACGGCAACCAGGAAGUGCAGCCUCUCCAACAAGGAGCAUGAUGGGAAAUGUCAUCAACAACAAACUGCACAGAUUCAUUACUUCACUCACCACAGCACAAAAUAUUAUUGGAACGAAGGGCUGCAGAAUUUUGAGUUGUACAAAGGCCUAGAGGAUGUGGAGGUGAGCUGUGCAGAGAUGCACUCAGAGCAUGGCUCUGGGCUCUCCAAACAAGUGCAGGAGUACAGGAGGCUGUUCUUCGGGGAGAAUGAGAUCGCUGUGAGAGUGCCUUCUCUUUUCAAGCUGCUCAUAAAAGAAGUGCUGAACCCUUUCUACAUCUUCCAGCUCUUCUCUGUGAUUCUGUGGAGUGCAGAGGACUACUACUACUACGCCACUGCCAUUGUUUUUAUGUCUGUCAUCUCCAUCGCCACCUCCCUUUACACCAUCAAAAGACAAUAUGUGAUGUUACAUGACAUGGUGGCAGCUCACAGUGUGGUGCGGGUCUCAGUCUGCAGAGGAGAUAAAGAGGUGGAGCAGGCCAUGUCCACAGAGCUGGUUCCUGGUGAUGUCAUCGCGAUCCCAGCCAACGGGAUGAUUAUGCCAUGUGACGCAGCUCUCAUCCAGGGCACCUGCAUCGUCAAUGAGAGCAUGCUCACUGGGGAGAGUGUCCCGGUGACGAAGACCAGCAUUCCCGGGUCAGGAGAGGAGGGGGCACAGAGCUACAGCCUGGACCAGCACAAGCGCCACACUCUGUUCUGUGGGACGCAGGUCAUACAGACGCGCUUCUACAGCGGCCAGAUGGUCAAAGCUGUGGUGGUCCGCACAGGCUUCAGUACAGAGAAGGGUCAGCUGGUGCGCUCCAUCCUGUACCCCAAACCCACAGACUUCAAACUGUACAGAGACGCCUACCUGUUCCUGCUGUGCCUGGUGGGAGUGGCUGCCAUUGGCUUCAUCUACACUGUGACCCUCAGCGUCAUGAACAAUGUUCCAGCUAAACUCAUUGUGAUAAAGUCUCUGGACAUCAUCACCAUCACUGUGCCGCCCGCACUGCCCGCCGCCAUGACAGCGGGCAUCGUGUACGCCCAGCGCCGCCUUAAGAAGGUGGGCAUCUUUUGCAUCAGCCCCCAGAGGAUCAACAUGUGUGGACAGCUCAACCUGGUCUGUUUUGACAAGACUGGGACUCUGACUGAAGAUGGACUGGACCUGUGGGGAGUGCAGCGAGUGGAGGACAGAAGAUUUCUUGCUCCUGAGUCGUCGGUGAACACUGAGGCCCUGCGCCCCUCAGCGUUCGUGGCCUGCAUGGCGUCGUGUCACUCCCUGACCACCAUUGAGGGGCAGCUCUCUGGAGACCCUCUGGACCUCAAGAUGUUCAAUGCCACAGGCUGGAUCUUGGAAGAACCCACCCAAGAAGAGACUGCCCUGCACAAUCCCAUAAUGCCCACAGUGGUGCGAAUGCCCAACCACGUCGUCAUGGAGACAGACCUGAGCGACCUCACAGAGACAGCAUCUUGUGAGAUCGGUAUAGUGCGUCAGUUCCCGUUCUCCUCAGCGCUGCAGAGGAUGAGCGUGGUGGUACGGAAGCUCGGGGAGAAGCACAUGAACGCUUUCCUCAAGGGGGCGCCAGAGGUCGUGGCCAGUCUGUGCAAACCUCACACAGUCCCAGAGAGUUUUGCUGAGACUCUGGAGGCCUACACCUGUCAGGGCUUCAGGGUGAUCGCCCUGGCCCACAGGCAGCUGGAGACCAAACUGUCCUGGCACAAGGUCCAGGCUCUGAGCAGAGACGUGAUAGAACAGAACAUGGAGUUCCUGGGUCUGAUCAUAAUGCAGAACAAGAUCAAAGAGGAGACAUCAGGAGUGCUGACAGACCUGCACGAAGCCCACAUCCGCAUGCUCAUGGUUACAGGAGACAACAUGCUGACCGCCAUCUCUGUGGCGCGGGACUGUGGGAUGAUCCGAGCUCAUGAGACUGUGAUCAUCGCAAACGCUGUUCCUCCAAAAGACUUUCACCCAGCGAGUAUCAGCUGGCACUACAGCCACAGCCCUGCACCCAGCAAGGACACUCAGUCAGUAGAGAUCCAGAUGGAGUCCCUCUGUGACAAAGUGCAGACUGAUGACAGAUUCCACUUUGCUCUGAGUGGACCGGCCUUCACUGUGGUCAUGGAGCACUUCCCACACCUGGUCCCAAAGCUUGCAGUAGGGGCCACAGUGUUUGCACGGAUGUCUCCUGACCAGAAGACUCAGAUGGUGGAGGUCCUGCAGAGCCUCAAUUACAUUGUGGGAAUGUGUGGAGACGGAGCCAAUGACUGUGGAGCUCUGAAGAGGGCUCACAGUGGGAUUUCUCUAUCUGAGUUGGAGGCGUCUGUGGCGUCUCCAUUCACCUCCUCCACCUCCAACAUCUCCUGUGUCCCCAGCCUCAUCAGAGAAGGCAGAGCGGCUCUCAUUACUUCCUUCUGUGUGUUCAAGUUCAUGGCUCUGUACAGUAUCAUCCAGUACCUCAGUGUCACCCUGCUUUACUCGAUUCCUAGUAACUUGGGAGACUUCCAGUUUCUUUUCAUUGACAUUGCCAUCAUUCUCAUCAUAGCCUUUACAAUGAGUCUGAACCCGGCCUGGGGGCAGUUGGUACCCCGUCGGCCCCCCUCCAGCCUGAUCUCGGGGCCCCUGCUGUUCUCCGUGCUCACACAGAUCCUCACCUGUCUGCUCUUUCAGCUGCUCGCUUUCCUGCUGGUGCGGGAGCAGAGCUGGUAUGAGAAGUGGACGCCCCAAUCCAAUGCGUGUAACGUGAGCCGCUCCUCUCAGCCCCUCAAUCUGAACAGCUCCUACAUCGACAUCAAGAACAUCCGCAACUACGAGAACACCACUCUCUUCUACGUCUCCUCCUUCCAGUAUCUGGCUGUGGCCAUUGUCUUCUCCAAGGGGAAACCCUUUAGGCAGCCCAGCUAUAAAAACUGGCCAUUUAUGUUGUCCUGCAUUGGUCUGUACACCUUCCUCUUCCUCAUCAUGCUGUUUCCUUUACCAGCUAUUGAUAAAUUCCUUGAAAUCGUGUGUGUGCCUCAUGAGUGGAGAAUCACUGUGGUGGCCAUCAUCAUUUCAAACACUGUUGUCUCCUUUAUCCUCGAGACGUUGAUCCUAGACGUGAUCUUGCGGAGGCUCAUUUUCAGAGACAAUCGCAGUGAUAAUCCAGUGUCUCCAUCGCCCUCUGCUGGCUUGCCUCAGGAGGCUAAUGACCGCUGGGGCCGGCUCUUCCUGUCGUGGCUGUUCUGUCGAGAGCGUCGCCCCCCCAGGCUCAGGUACAGGCAGCUGGCCCUGGAGCUGCAGGAUGACCCCGACUGGCCCCCUCGCCCCGGGACAGUCAUGUACGCCAACGCACAGACACACAGCUCUGCCUCACUAUGAACAGCAACUAUGCAAAUAUGUCAAUAAAGCCAGAGA